UAUAUUACGUCAUCUUGUGUAAGCUUCUUAGCUUUGUGCAUGCUGAAGUCGAACAACAUGAGCGAAAUAAUGGCGUUGACUGGAGCCAGACCGAGCCCACCAUCUGGAGAAGAGGAGCUAAAGGAGAAAGAGGCAAUAGCCAUUUUUAUCACGAAGGUGUGGAAAAUUGUGGAGAGCCCAGAAUACAACAAAUACAUCCACUGGUCUGAUAAUGGAAAGACGUUUGUAGUGUGCGACUAUCCGAACUUUGCUCGAGAGGUUUUACCGCAUUACUUCAAGCACAGCAACUUUAGCAGCUUCGUGCGACAGCUAAACCUCUAUGGUUUUCGUAAGGUCUCCCACCCGGACGAAGGGGCACUGAUCAAGACUCAAGCGAACGAAACGUUUGAAUUCUGGCAAACUAACUUUAGACGAGGUCAUCAUGAGCUGCUCCAUCUCGUACAGAGGAAGACACACACCUCUCACGCCCCCAGCAUUAAGCCAAAGCUACAUGUAAAGCCUAACAAGCACCAUCAUGCUGAGGGAGGGGAGGAGCUGAAGCCAGAGAUCACCAAGGUCCUGGGGGACAUACACACAGUGCAGGGACGACAGGAGAACAUCAUGCUCGUGCUAGAUGCUCUCAAACAGGACAACCAACACCUCCACAUGGCACUCAAGCAGCUCAAGGAGAAGAGUGCAAGGCAGCAGAAAGUUCUCAACAAGGUAAUUCAGUUUCUGGUCCACAUGGUGUACAAAGGGAAGCUUCCAGGCAGAAGAACCUCCAAUAACCAGCUGAUGUUAAUGGAGCCACUCAAUAUAGACGGCCCACCCUCCCCUAAGAGAAUGCGACCAAUGACAAUCGACAAUGAGCUGGCCUCCAUCGUGGAAUACAACGAUUACACACCUAAUGAUUUAUUGGACAUGCCCCCCCUUGUCAGUGUGGUGUCCCCUGACUCAGUGCAAGCACCAUCUCCUGCUCCUGGUUCAGAGUACAGUGGAUCAGCUCGAUCUCCUCUGAAGUCCGUUGACUCCCCCACACUUGUCACACCUGUCACACCUAUCACACAAACGAGCACAAUGUCCCCGUUGCUCACAAGUUCCAGCACCGUCACAAGCCUCACACCCUCCACAACUUACACGACCCUCUCAUCCUCACUCCCAGCCGAGUCCAGUAAUGAUGACUAUGCUCUUGCUCUGGUCCCGUUGAUAGGUGGCGGUAUACAACUGCCUGCCAUUAGCCAGGACCUCUUCUCAGAGUAUCCCAUACACCCGGCCCCAUCCUCCCUGCUGAACUCACCACACCCUGACAACCGUCUGUGUAUCAAUGGGCAGGUGAGCCACCAGCAGAACUGCAUUGAUGCUAUACCAGAGAUGGUGACUGAUAACCUCAGCCUUGACCCAGGCCUGCUAGCAGAGUUCCUGGCCUCACAGGAUCACUCAGGGCCCUGCUACGACUAUGUGGAUACUGCACGUCUGCUAGAGUCCCUGACCAACCUGAACCAGGACACUGUGACUCACGAGAGCACCCUCUACCAGCAGCUCAACCAGCAGCCCCUCUCCCUCACAACAUCCACACCCUCACAAGAUGCUUCUGAGCUCGAGAAGCUACUCAACUCUCAGUAACUGGCGGGCAUGGCAAUAGAACUGACGAAACAAGGGAACUCUUAGUAUAUCAAAUCCUUUAGCAGUAAACUAUCCGUUGGUGUUCAACUUGAGAAUUAUGUGAAUUAUUUGUUUUGUUUGUUUGUUUAUUUCUAUUUGUUAUACUUUAUAUAAUUAUUAUUUGAUUGUAAUUAGAGUGAUUUUAAAUCAAUAAUUAAUUUGUCGCAAA
Messenger RNA from Halichondria panicea, 1810 nucleotides. RefSeq names its product heat shock factor protein-like. Lineage: Eukaryota; Metazoa; Porifera; Demospongiae; Suberitida; Halichondriidae. Gene Ontology annotation, biological process: regulation of DNA-templated transcription. The transcript is spliced from 14 exons. The record is from RefSeq and is a predicted model, not a curated record. Gene Ontology annotation, molecular function: sequence-specific DNA binding; DNA-binding transcription factor activity. Bases 40 to 1602 code for a protein of 520 amino acids.